Messenger RNA from Colletes gigas, 6835 nucleotides. It is a transcript of the gene Ubr1, whose product is annotated as E3 ubiquitin-protein ligase UBR2. Gene Ontology annotation, cellular component: cytoplasm; ubiquitin ligase complex. NCBI's taxonomy places the organism in Eukaryota, Metazoa, Arthropoda, Insecta, Hymenoptera, Colletidae. Gene Ontology annotation, molecular function: ubiquitin protein ligase activity; zinc ion binding. Gene Ontology annotation, biological process: ubiquitin-dependent protein catabolic process via the N-end rule pathway; protein ubiquitination. Bases 516 to 5858 code for a protein of 1780 amino acids. The record is from RefSeq and is a predicted model, not a curated record. The transcript is spliced from 3 exons.
ACUUUAUAAGCCAUUUUGUGCAUUGUUCAAGCAGCUGUGCAAAAAUAUUACUUAUCAUUUCGUUUCGGGAUGUCAAAACUUGGUUGAUUGCCAUUAUUAAACAUAUGCGUCUCUGACGCGAGUGUGUGAUCAUCAUACGACGACAUAAUUCUGAAUUAUUAUCAUAUACGUAAUCGUGAAAGUCACCUACAGAUUCUGCGAAACAAAGAACUUUUCAAUAUCUUUUAUUAACCUUGGGCUGGUCGUCAUAACAAUUAUGACUGAGUAAAAAUGAGAACAUUAUGUGUGAAAUAGAAGCCAUUGAAUAAAACCACAAUUCAUAUGAACUAAAGUGUUUCGUGUAAUAAAAUUCUACCAACGGUUUUUGUAUACCUUACAAUAAUAUAUUGGAUCAAAUAACAAUGUAAAAAAUAUAGUGAGAUGCAUUUGCCUUCCGUUGGUAUAUUAUAUUGAGAACUGUGUUGAUCCUGUGUUUUACUGUGUCCACAUUGUUUUGACAAUUAAAUCUCAUCACAAUGAGUAACGAAAAUGUACAAAGUGAACCACAACAAAGCAUUGAAGAUACAGAGUCACCAUCAACUUUGCCCACAUUCCCAAAGUUUAGUCAAUCAUGUGUGAAUACAUGGAUGGAAAAAAUGAGUAAAGGAACAUUCACCUAUACUGAUUUUAGGGAACACUGGCGAAUUUGGGUUCCAGAUUUAUAUAGUCCAGACUUAUUUGGCAAUUGCCUAGAUUGGAAUUUUGAAGAAGAAAAAGCACAAAAAAUACUUUAUAAUACAUUAGAGGAGUUUAUUUGUAAUGGAGACCCACAAGUUGUAUUAAAACAGCUAAGUCAAAUGGAUAAUACAGUAUGUAGUAAAGUAUUCAAGAUGGGUGAUCCUACAUAUAGCUGCAGAGAGUGUAGUGCAGAUUUGACAUGUGUCUUGUGCGUGGAUUGUUUUAAGCAAUCAACUCAUCGUAACCAUAAGUAUAAAAUGGGCACUUCUAGUGGUGGAGGAUUUUGUGAUUGCGGAGACACAGAAGCUUGGAAAAGAGAACCAUUCUGUAACAUACAUUUAGCUGGAUCUGAAGCUAAAGAAUCACGCGGAAAUAAAUUGCCUGAAGAUAUAACAAAAAGAGCAGUAGUAACUUUUACGGCAGUACUAAGGUACUGCUAUGAAAUGUUAACUUUAGAACACUCAUCUAGUUUACCUGCUGAAUUAAAAAGAGACACUGAAGGUGAUCCUAUGACACAACAUAUCUAUUGUACAGUCCUUUAUAAUGACGAGGCUCAUACAUUUGAACAAGUAAUUACGACGCUCAUACGUAUUAUGAAAUGCUCGCAAAGAGAUGCAGUUGAAUUUGUAACAAAUGUUGAUACAGAAGGUAGAGCUGUGUUGAAGUGUUCUAUAUUUGAACAUUGUAAAGAUUUGAAGUUUGAUAUUGAACAAUUUAGUCCGAGGUACAGCAGUCGAGCAUUGAAGGUCCACGUAGUGCAUGCUCAUGUAAUUGCUCAUCAGACAUUUGCUAUGAAACUUUUACAUUGGUUACAACAAUUUAUAAGUCUUUGUGAAGGUUUUAGAGUACUCUUCAGUAAUGUUGCGCUCAAUACAAAUUUUCCAGACUUUUCCAUUGUAGAAGGUAUACUUAUGAGAGAUUCACAGUUAUGGAAAUCUGCUAGAAUAGCAUGGCACAGAUUAUUCAUGUCUGGAAUGCUUAAAGAAUAUGAAAGCAAAAAAGCUUUAGCAAUUGUUUUUACUUACAAUUACGGUUCUGUUAUGAAAGAUUUCAUAAGGGAUGAUCAUGAUCAUUCGUUUUCUAUUGUUUCACUUUCGGUGCAAUUAUUUACAGCUCCAACAUUGGCGCAUUAUCUUAUCGCACAUCAUGAUGUGUUGUUUAUCUUACUAAACACAUUUAUUUCUGAAAGUUCACGAAGAUGUAAUGCUGCGGGAAAAUUAGAAUUUGAAAGAGACAACCCUCAUACUCCUUUUAGAAGAGCUCAACAUAUAAUUCAUGACCUACGAUAUUUACUUAGUGCCAAACCAGAUGUUUGGACUGAUGAUCUGAGAAAAGGGUUCUUACAAGGAUUUUCACUUUUACUCACAUUAUUUUGCAGUAUGCAAUGCAUGGAUGCUGUGCUAAGACAAGUUGGUCAGCAUAUGGAAUAUGAACCUGAAUGGGAAACAGCGUUCAAUUUACAGGCUAGAUUAUCUACAGUUACUAACCGUGCAUUAGAAUGGUGUGGUUCAGAUCGAACUGUUUUAAUAAAAGCCUUCAGAUUGGUCUUAAAACGUUUAUAUGAACAGUCAGGACAUGAGAAUGGCCGAUAUCAAGUGAGAGAACUAACAGAUCAUGGUGCAACAUGUAUUCAAUAUGAUGUUUCAGUCGAACCAGUAUCUAUACACCUUCCUCUCUCCAGAUUGUUAGCCGGUCUGUUUUUGUAUCUUGAAAAACACAAUCUGCAUUUUCAAUCUCCAGAAUUUAUCAAUCAAAAAAAACCAACGCCAGAACAAAUAAUAGAACCUGUAUUAGCAGCUCAAGUAAUGAUUUCACAAGUACAUGCUGGUAUGUGGAGAAGAAAUGGAUAUUCUUUGCUGAGUCAGUUGUAUUUUUAUCAUAAUGUUAAGUGCCGUUCAGAAAUGUUAGACAGAGAUAUUAUAUUACUUCAAGUUGGAGCAUCAUUAAUAGAAAGCAAUGAAUUUUUAAUUCACGUUUUGAAUAAAUUCAACCUUCUGCACUGGGCGACUCCAGAUUUUGAAACCAAUGUUUUCAAAAAUCCUCAAGAAGAGAGUAGUAAACAAACCAUUAACUUGGUCGAAGAAUUUCUUGGAUUACUGAUAACAAUAAUCGGGGAAAGAUAUGUACCUGGAGUUGGACAAGUAAAUGAGGAUGACUAUUUGAAGAAAGAAAUAAUCCAACAAUUGUGUAUUAAACCACUUUCUCAUUCAGAGCUUAAUAAAACAUUACCAGAUGAUGGAAAUUUGAGAAACGGUAUGGAAAGGGUAAUUGAUGAUGUUGCAGAUUUCAAAAAACCUUCACCAGCAUUAGGAGGAAAAGGAGUGUAUCAAUUGAAACCUCAUUUGUAUUCAGAAUAUAAUGUCUUCUUUUACCAUUAUACAAAAGAAGAACUAAGCAAAUCUGAAGAAGUACAACGGAAACGAAGACAAGCUUUGGGAGAACUAGAAUGUUGUCCACCUCCUAAACUUCCUAUACUGACGGAAGUAUUUAGUUUGGUAACUAAUUUGCUACAGUGUGAUGUUAUGUUACAUAUUAUGCAAACUGUGUUAGAAAGAGCAGUUGAUACUUCAGCUCGCAGUUUCUCAGAGCCACAAGUGCAUAAGAUUUUACACUUAAUUGGAUAUGCUCUUCAAGAACAAGAAUCAGGCUACUAUCCUUUCCUUGCUUUUCCUGCAAGAGCUGCAAAAUGGAAAAUUUAUAAAUUGUUAGAAUUAUUAUCUAGCAGUCCACGUAUAGGAGCCCAUAAAGAUUUAUUAACUUGGGUUUUAACAAAGUAUAGGGAAGUUGCUGGUAAUACUGUAAUGGAAGUUAGUAACUCACCUGCUGCGAUUCAUACAGAACCUACAAAUGAUACCGAAAACAGCAAAAGUGAUAAAGAAUGGAGAACAAAGAUGGCAGCGAAAAAACGUGCUAAAAUAAUGGCACAAAUGGCCGCUAUGCAGAAACAUUUUAUGAAAAAGAAUGCCGAGUUGUUUGAACAAGCUGCUUUAGAUGCAAACAAAUCCAAUGAUCGGGGUUCUACUAUGGAUUUGAGUGAAUGUUUUCAGAAAACACUUGUUGCUGUUGGUCCUAGACAAACGACAAGAAUGUCCGAGGAGAAAGCUUACACUUGUAUUUUAUGUCAGGAAAAUCAAACUGUAACAGCGACUGGUCCAGCAAUGGUAUUAGCUGCGUUUGUUCAACAAUCCACAGUACUAUGUCAAUAUAGAGCUGACACUACUGAACCUGACCCAUUGUAUCUUUCUGCAAAAUUGGGUGCGUCGCCACAUACAAGUACUUGUGGUCAUGUGAUGCAUGUAAAUUGUUGGCAAGAGUAUUUCGAUAACGUUCUUGCUAAAGAGAAUAGAAGACCAUUCCGUUUACGACAACCCGCAAGUUUUGAUGUGGAGAAACAUGAAUAUCUCUGUCCACUUUGUGAGUGUCUUAGUAAUACUGUUUUACCUCUCCUACCAGCCUUAGGAACAUUGCAACCAACUCUUAAAAAUCAACCUGAACUCGAUUUUAGUACAUGGUUGGAGGCUUUGAGAGUCACAGAAUCUAAAUUAGAAGGAUUAUAUAAUCAUGAUCACAGAUGCAGGUAUUGCGUAAAUGCUAAAUCUGAAGAUAUGGAAGAAGAGAAUCCUUUAAACCAUGGAUCACAUGGCCCAAUAAAAGUUAUUCAUCAUGAACUUGGAAAUUUGGCAGGAGAAGUUUUUAGGGCAAUAUAUGAUGAACCUGGUCCAAUCAUUUCUGAAAAUUUAAUAUCUAUGAUACAUGUUUUCGCACAGGCGACAUAUACAAACGGAUGUGGCGCAGAACCUCAUGAUGGCGACUCUAGGGUACCAUUAUUAGCAUGGAAAUCAACAGCAUAUACUGUUCAUGCUAUAGAAUUUCUACUACGUGACAUGGAUAAACCUUUAUUAGGCGCUUUAUCAUCUAGACAAAGAGAUAGCUUAGAAAGUCUUGCUAGAAUUUCAGCUAUUUUGGAGGCUACAUGCGCGACUGAUGCUACUGCAGAUUUGACAUGGGCAGAUAGAGAUGUUAUUGGAAAUCAUGCACUCUCCCUUUUAAUAAUGUUAUUAAAAAAUCCACCCGAUGGAGCAAGUAUUUUAGAGUGGGAUCCAUUCGGAGUGCUUGUUCCACUAAUUAAUUCGCUCCCAAGUCUCUUUAGCACAAAAUUUUAUUCAAUACCAUCGAUCAUAACGGGUGGAAUAAGUGAAUUUUAUGCUUUGCAAUUUGUAUUUUUGUCUCUUAUAGUAAAAAUAUUAUUAACAUCAGAUUUCAAUGAAGGUAUGGACAUAGAAGGUCAAGAAACAACUGAAGAUACAUCUUCAGAAUCAAUUUUAACAUUGAUUCAAGCUCUAGACAUUAAUAUUGGUACUCAAACAGUUGCUGAAAUAUGGAGACGAGUCAAGGAAGCUUGCUUGCCUUUUCUUAGAUGUUGUGCUCUCUAUUUUCAUUAUGUAUCUGAUGUUCCAGCUCCAGAGGAACUAACUAAAAUAAAUGGAGCUACAUAUGAAAAUAUCUGCGGAUAUUUGGGACUACCUACAACAUGUGAUGAAUUAGUCAAACCAAAUUUAGAUAUAAUUAUGAGAUUGAUAAAUAUUUGGAAAAGUCAUCCCACUGUUCAACUGCAUUUGUCUGGUGCUAGUACAGUCACAGUAAUAAGGGAACCUUUGAAAGUUAAUAAAUUGGUCGAGCUUCCAGAAGAUUAUAGUGAAUUGAUAAAUAUGAUAUCAUCUUUCACAUGUCCCAAUAGUGAACGAGAGGAUUCUAAAAAUCCGACAAUGUGUCUGGUUUGUGGAGAAAUGUUAUGUUCUCAAAGUUAUUGUUGCCAAACUGAAAUAAAUAAGAUGCCAGUUGGUGCGUGUACAUAUCACGCGAGCAAGUGUGGCACCGGAGUAGGAAUGUUCUUACGAGUACGGGAAUGUGAAAUUCUUUUCUUAAGAAGCCCAAAUCGAGGAUCGUUUGUUUGUCCCCCUUAUCUUGACGAAUAUGGAGAAACGGAUCAAGGUUUACGAAGAGGAAAUCCACUACAAUUGUGGCAUGAUAAAUACAGACAACUGAAUCAAAUGUGGCUGGGGCAUGGACUACAUGAAUCUAUAUCAAGAGCUAUUGAAUCUUCAAGUACUCUUAUGUCAACACGAUGGCAGCAUCUAUAACCAUCUUAGGAUUUCUUAUGCAAAACUAGCCUGGACAUUUAGUUAAAAGUACUAAAUCUAUAAUUAGCAUGAGCGAUCAUAGCAGCUAAUAUUAUGACUGUUAAUUAAUUGUUUGAUCAUUGCAAGAAACUGAUGAAAUUAUUUAUUUUGAGAAUACAGUGCGGAUGGCUUUGUAUAUUUAAAACGAUUGGAUGUUAUUCCCGUUGCGAUGUCGUUUUAGAUUAUUUCAGAGUUUACGGAAUUUUCUAUUAUCAUUGUGUAAAUUAAAUAUAAAUUUCUUUAUAAUUAUUGACAAAAUGUUGUAUGAACUUUGUUGCUUGUAGAAAUUUAGUUUUUAAUGUCAUUCAACUGAUUGUCACAUUGUUUAAGAAAUUUUAAAAUCACACAAAUAAUUCAAGUUAUAUAAACAAAAAUCUUUUCUGGUCUCGAAUAUUUCAAAAUACUCCCGUUAAUAAAUAUGACAUUUUUUGCCAUUUCAUAUAAAUAUUAUAGACUACAUUAAACUGUUACAAUUUUAGAAGAUUUAAAUUUGUAAGUUUCAAAUUUAGAUACAUUUACAAUAGCUAAACAUUUGUUUUGGUUUUAGAACUCCGUAAAUAGUAAUAUCUUAUAGUAUGUGAAUGAAAGAUGAAAAACAUAAAUAUUUAAACAAUUCAUUUUUAAAAGUUAAAAUAAAUAAUGUGACAUAAUGUUUGUUUAAUCAUUGCUAGUCUUUUAGUUCAAUGUACUCAAUACAAGAUAGAUAUAUUGAGGGAUACGUUUUUUUUCUUAAUAUAAACAUUUUUAUAUCAAUUAGAUUAGUUUUCUGCUUCUAAUACAGCAUUGUAUUAACUUGUAUGCUGUACAGUUAUUUAACGUAGGAUUAUUUACGUAUAGAUUUACAGCAUUAGAGAGAUAAAAUGUAAAUAAUAAUAUAUCUUGAUUAAUUUAAGAAGUUUAAAAUCCUUACCUAACAGUACAGACACAAAUAUUUUCAA